AUGCGUUCUCUAACCCUCCUCCUCUUGGUCACCGGAGCCCAGGCUCUUGUUGAUCUUCCCCAAGUAAGCCAGUUCGUAGCUUCUGCCCUGGCUGCUGGCGAUUUCACCAACUACACUGCAACGGCAACAAAGACUGCCAACUCUGCUCCCAAAGCUACUAUGGUGGAUGAGUUCGCUUCCGUAGCUGGCGAGGUUGAGGCUGCCGACGUGGGUUACUGGAUGGCCGACAUUGCGAAACAAGGAAGAGCCGCAUUCAAUCCUAAUCCAGACGGAUACAAGGUUUGGCGAAACGUCAAAGACUAUGGUGCCAAGGGCGACGGUGUAACGGACGACACUGCUGCGAUCAACCGCGCGAUGAGCGAUCAAGGCCGGUGUGGCCCUGGUUUCUGCGAUUCUUCCACCACUACCCCCGCCGUGGUCUACUUUCCGGGUGGCACCUAUGUCGUGUCCAACUCUAUCAUUCAGUAUUACAACACUAUGAUGAUCGGAAACCCCAAUUCGCUUCCGAUCCUCAAAGCCACUCCUAACUUUGUUGGUCUCGGUGUGAUUGAUGCCAAUCAGUACCAGAGUGAUGGUAGUCAAGGUUGGGUCUCGACCAACGUAUUCUUCAGACAGAUCCGUAACUUCGUCAUCGAUUUGACUCCGGUUGCUCCUGGCACUGUUGCCACCGGUAUUCAUUGGGCUGUUUCUCAAGCGACAAGUCUUCAGAACAUCCAGAUCAGGAUGCAAGUCUCUUCCGCCUCGCAGCAACAGGGCAUCUUUAUCGAGAAUGGCUCUGGUGGGUUUAUGAACGACCUCACUAUUACGGGGGGUCUCUAUGGCUUGAACGUUGGUAAUCAGCAGUUCACCGUCCGCAACGUCCGCAUUUCUGGUGCUGUCACCGCCAUUUCGCAGAUCUGGAACUGGGGAUUUACGUACCAAGCCAUGACCAUCACAGACUGCGGAACUGCAUUCUCCUUGAACAACGGUGGCCCUGCCGCACAGACAGUCGGCUCCGUCAACAUUAUCGAUAGCACCAUUACCAAUGUCCCCACCUUUAUCAACACUGCCUGGACUACUGGUUCUAGCCCCGCCGCCGCUGGCAGCUUGAACAUUGAAAAUGUAGUCAUCCAGAACGUCGAUGUGGCCGUUAGAGGCCCGAAUGGAGCAUACCUGGCCGGCGGCAGUACUACAAUUACUGGCUGGGCGCAAGGUAAUCGCUACACGCCCAACGGUCCCCAGAGAGUUCAGGGAUCAUUCACACCUGCCCAACGCCCUAGCAGCCUCCUCGGCAACGGAAACAAUUACUACUACAAAUCGAAGCCAUACUAUCAGAACAGCCCAGUAUCCGACUUUAUCAGCAUCCGUUCUGCGGGAGCUCGAGGGGACGGCUCUACCGAUGACAGCAACGCCAUCCAGAAUGCUCUCAACAGUGCUGUAUCCUCCAACAAGAUCGUGUACUUUGACCAAGGCACCUACAAGGUCACCAAGACCAUCAACCUCCCCCCAGGGUCCCGCGUCGUCGGCGAGUCCUUUCCUGUCAUCAUGGCUGCCGGCAGAGCGUUCGGUGAUGUUAACAACCCCGUACCUGUCAUUAAAGUCGGCAAUGCCGGGCAAUCUGGCAGCGUUGAGUGGUCGGACAUGAUCAUUGCCACCCAGGGCACCACACCUGGCGCUACUCUCAUCCAAUGGAACCUUAACGCGGCUCGAGGAAGCGGGAUGUGGGAUGUCCACACCCGCAUUGGUGGUUUCGCGGGAUCCAACCAGUCUCUCGCUAAUUGUCCGAAGUUUGGUAGCAUCAACAAAGCUUGCAUGACAGCAUACAUGUCGAUGCACAUCACACCAUCGGGCACUGGCGCUUACAUCGAGAACAGUUGGUUAUGGACUGCCGACCACGAUCUGGAUGAUUGCUGCUCCACCCAGAUUACCAUCUACACUGGGCGUGGCCUUCUAAUUGAAGCAAGCAACAUAUGGCUUAUUGGUUCUGGAAGUGAGCAUCACGCGAUCUACCAGUACAACUUUGUCAAUGUCAAGAACCUGUUUGCAACCUUCCUCCAAACUGAAACUCCUUACUGGAUGCCGGCUCCGGACGUCCGAGGUCAACCUUUCCCAUUCAACAAUAACCUUGACCCCAAUUAUGACAGCUGCCUUCCUGGAAACUGCAGCACCGUGGCCCUUCGCGUCCGCGACUCUCAGAAUCUUUUCAUCUAUGGCGCUGGCUUCUACUCAUUCUUCAACAAUUACAUCACUAAGUGCAGUGACAAUCCUGGCAACUCCGAUUGCCAGUCAGAGAUUGUUCGCCUUGAGGGCAGCACGAACAACUUGAAAAUCUAUGCUCUGAGCACAAUUGGCGUGCAGAACAUGAUUACAAGGAAUGGCCAGAGCAUUGCCAGGUACAUCGAUAACGAGAACGUGUACCCAGAGACUAUUGGAUACUUUUCUGUUUAG
Molecule: messenger RNA, 2427 nt
Organism: Alternaria atra
Lineage: Eukaryota; Fungi; Ascomycota; Dothideomycetes; Pleosporales; Pleosporaceae
Exons: 3
Coding region: 1-2427 (808 amino acids)
Molecular function (GO): polygalacturonase activity
Source: RefSeq, a predicted model, not a curated record